Molecule: messenger RNA, 6457 nt
Organism: Daphnia carinata
Lineage: Eukaryota; Metazoa; Arthropoda; Branchiopoda; Diplostraca; Daphniidae
Product: transient receptor potential cation channel trpm-like
Biological process (GO): protein tetramerization; monoatomic cation transmembrane transport
Cellular component (GO): membrane
Molecular function (GO): monoatomic cation channel activity
Source: RefSeq, a predicted model, not a curated record
UGCCAUUGAAUAGCCUUUUCAAGUGAAAGGGAUUAUGUAUGACAGACUUGUUGGUUGAUGGGGUACGUCCACAUUUGUAGGACUUCGUCCUACGUUCGCUCCUUUUUUAAGAAUUCUAUCAAAGGGGAUUACUCCCAUAUCACGUGGUUAUGCCUUAUUAUCCGUUCUUCUUUCACCUUCUAUUCCACCUUCCCCUUGGAACGGACCAUGGGGAAGAAAGGAUGCACCAUAAAAGUAGAGCGUUCAGACGCGACCGAAGCUCACAAGACUCUUGGCCAACGAACGAGGUUGUUGUGCAUUUUUUCCCCCCGCUGUUUAUUCGAGUUCACGAUAGCCAGGAGCAACAGUUUGUUAGUGCUUUCAUCGUUAGACGUCUCUUAACUUUCGUGUUAACAAAUUUGACUCGAAUUUUCUUUCCCGGUGACCUAAAUCUUCAGCUUUCUCAUUUUCGUCUGGUGGUAGAGAAAGUGUGAACGUGUUGUUUUCGUUUUUGUUGGUCAGUCCAAAGUGGAUGAUCAGAGCAGACAAAAAAAAAAAGAGAGCCAUAGAGUGAAAGAAUGCUGAUGGGCUUCCGCCGCUACUGGACGACGUCUUUGCCAAAACAGGCGUCCGCCACCGUCUCAACUACCCCAGAAAGACAACCCGUGCCAGGAUCCUGCUGCUGCUGCACUUUGAGCAGCAGGGAGAAACCGCCAUAGAGAAGAGCCCUGGGAAAGGCUACCGAUAGAUCGUCCAACUUGUUUCUAUCCGUACAUCCAACCUCAUCAUCAAUUUUGUUCAUUUCGUUCCUGUUUUUUUUAAUCUACAUUUUAAACGGCCCGUUCCCCCAUCGGCAUUCAGGUCCCGGAAAACAAGCCUCCAUUAGUUCCAAAUUUUGUCUUCUAGUCAUUCCAGCCAGGCGGUUAUGGCCUCUACCAGCCCUUUGGCAACUCACUCACCAGAUGAUAAAAGAAUGCAUACGUCAGUUGGUGUUGGAGGCACGAUGCCUCAAACAUUGCUACGACCUGGUGAUCCCCGUUGGGUUGAACAUUCGUUUAGCAAACGGGAUUGUUGUCGUUUUGUAACCAGUACAAAAGAAACUUCCCAGUGCGCUUGCGGCCAGACGUGGGCCUACCACAAGACCCACGGCGUCGAAAGUGUCGGCGAGCCGGGCGAAAUCUGGGCGCCGGCCUACCACACGGUUAGCAGCCCAACUGAUGCUUACGGCACCAUCGACUUUCUAGGUGGCCCCCACCCCAACAAAGCGCAGUUUAUCCGGUUGGGGUUUGAUUCGCGACCCGACCUUAUCCUUCAACUUUUGACUCGCGAAUGGGGACUCGAAUUGCCUAAACUCAUCAUUUCUGUUCAUGGCGGGAAAGCCAAUUUCGAACUCAACCCACGUCUCAAACGCGUGCUUCGCAAAGGACUCCUUCGGGCUGCCAAAACGACUGGUGCCUGGAUUUUGACAGGUGGAACUAGUACAGGAGUUACUCGUCACGUUGGCGAUGCCUUGAUAUCGGAACGAUCCCCUCGCCUCCGAGGGGGGAGGGUAGUCAGCAUCGGCAUCGCUCCUUGGGGUGUGGUGGAAAACCGUGUUUCAUUGAUCGGUCGAAAGAAGGAUGUCGCCUACCAAUCAAUCGACCAUCCUCGUUCCAAAUUUGCUGCCCUCAACAAUCGACACGCGUACUUCCUAUUGGCGGAUAACGGAACUGUUGGUCGAUACGGAGCGGAAAUUGCCCUGCGACGGAAGCUGGAAAAAUACAUUUCCAGUCAACGCUUGGUGGCGCGCACCAACUGCUCUAUUCCUGUGGUUUGUUUGGUCAUCGAAGGAGGCAUGCACACCAUUAGGACAGUUCUGGAAUACGUGACGGAUUCGCCGCCCGUUCCAGUCGUUGUAGUCGAAGGCUCAGGCCGUGCGGCUGAUUUAAUAGCUUUCGCACACAAAUAUGCAUCGGAAACGGGCGAAUCAUCGACGGUAUUGGAGGGAAUGCGAGAGCAGCUCUUGGCCGCCAUCCAGCGCACCUUUCAUAUUCACCAAUCUCAAGCGGACAAGCUGCUGGGCGAACUUCUUCAAUGCGUCAAGAAGAAAAAUCUGAUUACUAUUUUUCGACCAUCGGACAGCGCAGCCACGGCAGACAUCACGGGGGACGGCCACGAGCUGGAUCACGCUAUCCUCAGUGCACUUUUCCGUGCUAGGCACUUGUCAGCAGCCGAACAACUUUGUUUAGCGUUGGCAUGGAACCGGGUGGACAUUGCCCGCUCUGAAAUCUUCGUCUACGGCCAAGAGUGGGCGGACGGAGCCCUGGAGGAGGCCAUGAUGGAAGCCCUGGUCAAGAACCGCGUCGAUUUUGUCAAACUCUUGCUGGAAACGGGCGUGCAGAUGGCCCGAUUCCUCACCAUUCCCCGACUGGAAGAGCUCUACAAUUCCAAACAAGGGCCGGCCAAUACUUUGAGAUACAUCGUCCGCGACGUCCGACCGCACAUGCCGCGCAACUAUUCCUACACUCUGAUCGACAUUGGUUUGGUCAUUAACAAGUUGAUGGGUGGGGCAUACCGGUCUUCCUACACACGCCGUAAAUUUCGUCAUAAUUACACCAUCUUGAUGAAGAAACCGACGCCUUUAGUCCAGAGUGCCUUAGCACGAGUUUACAGCAAUCACGUCCUUCGCAACGGGGGCAAUAAUCAGAGCACACUUGACGAUAGCCAAUGCCACGUGGAGACAUCGUUUAAUUUAUUUUCGCAGCCGUUCAACGAACUUCUCAUCUGGUCCGUCUUGACCAAACGCCAAGCCAUGGCCAAACUCAUGUGGCACCACGGAGAGGAAGCUCUAGCCAAAGCCCUAGUGGCCAGCAAACUCUACAGGGCCAUGGCCAGUGAGGCGGCCGACGACGAUUUGGAAGUGGAAAUUUACGACGAACUGCGCAGCUACGCCGCCGAAUUCGACCGCGAAGCGCUGGAACUGCUCGAUUAUUGUUACCGGCAGGACGACGACCUCGCCCAGCAGCUGCUCACCUGCGAAUUGUCCAACUGGUCCCGGCAGACUUGCCUCAGACUGGCCUUUGCCUGUCAUCACCGUGAACUGCUGGCCCAUCCGUGCUCCCAGUUGAUACUGGGUGACCUUUGGCUGGGCGGAUUGCGCACCCGUCGCUCCACCAAUUUGAAAAUCGUCCUGGCCAUUAUUUGCCCGCCAUUGAUUCUUCGUUUGGAAUUUAAAUCUAAAGAGGAGCUCCAGUUGAUGCCUCAAACUGAAGAAGAGCACAUGAUCGACCUGAAGGACGAAGGUCGCGAUAACAACACGAGCAGCGAUCAUUCCUCUUCUAAUUCAUCGUCGGCCUCUUCGUCUCCAUCCAGCUCGCCAAGAUCCGAACGCAGUGCGAGUAUGAGGCGCGUCAGCCUGGCCGACGGAGUUGAAAUGAACGCUGGUGGUGGCAGUAGUCAUCAUCGCCAGCGACAGCAAUCCGGCUCUUCUACUCCUGCAAUGACCAGUAACGUACCGAUAAUCGAGAAAGAUGAGCUUAAUCAAGAAAACAACACGAGCAAAGAACAGAUUGUUUUUGAGGCUGUCGAUCCUGGCGUCAUUUACGAACGUCGUCGCAUGCGACAGCUGCGCAUCAAACGGAAAUUCUACGAGUUUUACGCGGCGCCCAUCACGAAAUUCUGGUCGUGGUCCAUGGCCUAUUUCUUCUUCCUCAUCGUUUACACUUAUACGGUGCUGAUCCGAACUCCGCCGGUACCCGAAUGGAACGAGUUCUACGUCAUCCUGCACAUGGCCAGCUUCGGAGGGGAGAAGGUGCGCGAAAUUCUGGCCAGCGAGCCCGUCAAGCUCAGCCAUAAAAUCUCGGUCUGGGCGUCGGGCGUCUGGAAUUGCUGCGACGCCUUUUUCGUCAUCGAGUUCUUUAUCGCCAUGGUCUUUCGUCUCCAGGAGGACACUAGGGAAAUCGGCCACGUCCUCUACUGUCUCAACAUCGUCUUUUGGUACAUCCGGAUUUUGAGGAUCCUGCAAGUGUCGAAAUUCCUCGGUCCGUUUGUCACCAUGAUCGGUCGCAUGCUGGAGAAGAUGAUUUACUACAUCACGCUGAUGUUGGUCGUCCUGAUGUCGUACGGCGUUUUCCGCCAGUCGGUUCUCUUCCCUCAUGAAGAAUUCAGUUGGUUCCUCGUCCGCGACAUCUUCUUCAAACCUUACUUCAUGAUCUACGGAGAACUCUUUGCCGGAGACAUCGACCCUCCUUGCGGUAACGGAACCAAACCGGACGGCUCUUUUGAUCCAGAGAUGCCUCCUUGCGAGGCUGGCCGCUGGCUCAACCCGCUCCUGAUGACGUGCUACCUCCUGGUGGCCAACAUCCUGCUCCUGAAUCUCCUCAUCGCCGUCUUCAACUCGAUCUUCCUUCGGACCAACGUCUUCUCUCACCAGAUCUGGAAAUUCAACCGAUUCAGCGUCGUCAUGGAGUACGAGCAGAAACCGGCCCUACCUCCGCCACUCAUUCUCUUCUCUCACCUCUAUCUCAUCGUCAAAUGGUGCCGUAGGUGCUCUAAAGGAAUGAAAGAGUCGUAUGACUAUGGACUGAAACUCUUUUUGGACAAGGACGAUCUUGAACGAUUGUACGAUUUUGAAGAAGAAUCAAUGGAAGGACUGGUCCGUGAGAGAGAAGCCAAACAACAUCAGAGCACAGAUGAACGUGUCCGAUUGAUUGGUGAAAGAUUGGACGGUAUGGGGUCAAAGAUCGAAGACUCGUACCAAAAAUCUGCCCAGCAUAGCGACAGUCUUCAAUCGCUUGACUUCCGUCUGAUGCGGCUGGAAGAAGUUUUGGAACAAACGAACGCUUCGCUGGCCGUCAUUCACCGUUUCAUGUCGUUCCAAAAGAGCAUUCGAUCAACGGAUGGAGACCGUCAGCAGAUCUCCCCGGCUAAAAAUAGGCGCUCGUUCAAAUCAUCUCCAAACGUCGCCUUGCCUGCACCACCUUCCCAGCCGUUGACUGUCGAAGACUUCCGACGACAUCUAACCACAGUCGAUCCGUCAGUCGAACGAAGCCACAUGGGUGGUAGAAGAUCAAGCUGUGCAGCGUUCGAUCCGGAUGAUGAUGGUCAAAUGAGUGUCAUAGCGAACCCCCCUCCUGUACAGAUACAUCAAGUGGUUGAACCUCAAGAUUUAGCCAUGCUUCGAUCUCUAGGCAACAAUGGAGGUAGCCAUCUACGACGACGGACAGUCAGCGAAACAUCUAAAGAUGGCGUUAAUAUUCUCCAAUCGAUGGAACUCGACGCUGCUGCUCGAGAAGGGGCUACUUUGUUUGAACCGUCUUUGGCGCGACAUUUAGUUCUUGGCCGUACAUCCAGCUCACCUUGGCCAGAUGUCCCACCUUCACCCAAAAGAGUUGGCCGUAUUAAAGAGGAAGAUGAUGAACUGGGCACCACCACUUUAGCCAUAGCUUCGUACGAUUCGAGCGAACGUUCCACAAGUCAGAUGCUGAGCACGCCCGUUGAUGAUGGAGACGAGGAGCUGACAGAAGUCUUUGAACAGCAUGGCAAUGAUCUUCUUGAUGACACGAUGGUAGAUACCAGCAGCAAUGUCCUUUUAUUAGGCCCGGGCACAAGCAGCUCACCGCCACAGUAUCACCGAUCGUACAGCGUUGGGGCAGGUGCAAUCAACCAGUCAGGUGGCGUAGGCGGAGAAGCACCGAGUAUGAAGCGCUCUCGCAAUUGGUCAGGCACUGAGGUUGGAUUCAGUCCGCGGGGUAGCCGCCGCCAGAAGCAUCGAAGUCCACCAUCGAUUGAAGAUGAAAAGAAAAUGUGUUCAGAUCAAACCAAUCAACCCGUACGACGGACGCGUUUGCAAUCCAUGCAUUCGUACUCACCACCAGGUACAGCCAUGACGGCGGUGAUAGACCAACAACAACAGCCGCCAAAGAUCAACAUCAUUCCGGCUGGACAGGGUAUUACGCGGAGUAAGUCAAAUGGGGCUGCACCGUCUAGGCUAUCCACCAACAAACAUCCACCUGCUGCUGCUAAAGUGGAAGCCGAAGCCGAGCAUUUGCGUGAAAUUGAAGGACAAGAUUAUCACAUGAUGGAAGGCAUUAUUCGUCGUAGACUUCAUCGUGAUUCAGAAGACCUGGACAAUUCAUUAGAGGAUUUGUGCAAUGUACCGAUUCCACUGGAAGAGGCUCUGGAUAGCUUCGAUGAAUCUCCCGAAAUUGAACGAGAGGCCAUCAAUUUCAUAGUAGGAGAAUCGCUUGUGGAGCUUACAGGACAGGAGGACAAACAAGCAAAGCAGCCGAUUUUAAAAGUCAAAUCGAGUAGCGAACCACCACCCGAUGGCCACAAGUCAAAGACAUCAUCCCGUCCUGUCGUAAAGAUAGGGACCACCAAUUCAGAUGAACAGGAACUGAUUAAUUUGACCCGUUCCGCCAACCUUCUCGCCAUGCCAUGCAGUCAAUUGAGGCCAGAAGAAGAUGUGACUAUUAUCGUCGAAGACGAAUGUUGAAGA